AUGUUUAAUGCAGAUCGCAGUAUAGAUUUGUUUGAAGCCAGUAUACAGAAAUGUCUGCUAUUCUCUGGUACUGUAAGAGUAUCUCUAUUGCUGUUUAGCUGAUAAAUUCUUUUUAGUAUUACAAUGUUUUUCCUCCCUUUUAAUAGCAAUGUAUAUUAUUUCAACAGGGGCUUGUAACUCAUGGCACACGAUAUGGAUUAAUAGAACCUCCAAAGCACUAUAAACCCCUUCACAGUACGAUCCGACUGUCAAAGGUCACCACGAUCGAUUUCUCGCCAUUCGAAGUGCCUGCAUUUCUGGUAAGACAUGGCAACUGAUUUAUGACGAUCCUAUGUAAGAUCCCUGUGACAUGUAUUUAAUGUGACGCAUGUUUGGACCACUCACUGGAGAACAAUUCUGGAUAUUCUCAUUUUAUGUUCCUAUAAACCCCCAUCAUUUAUUUAUUUAUGUAGUUCUUUAAAAGAGACAGAUAAAUAACAUAUUUAUUUAUAGUGUGCUGCAGAAGAAAGAAAUGUUAGACACAUUUAUACAGGGGAGGAGUAAAGGCGCAUGCUACACAAACCUUGCUAUAGCUCUAUCAAAGCUACAUAAAUCUCUGUAAGGUAAAAAAUAAUUGCAUCACAUAGAAUGCCCAAUUUUAAAAUAGUACCCAGUUAUGGCCGCUCAUAAUGUAAUCUUGUUAUUUCCAGAGAAGUGACCGUUCAUAUUUAAAAGCACUUUCCUUUGACCAAUAUAAAAGCAAUCAACAAUGCAUUCUCCCAUAAUUGCCAUAAUAUGCUACAGCAGUGGGUCUUAAACUUUUUUGUCAGGGACCCAAAUUACAUGCACUGUACUAAUUUAGUAACCCAUUAAUCAAUAGGAAAAUUAGCUCAGUCACCCAUUCUUCAUUGAUUAUGUAAUAUAUCAUUUAAUGAGAAAAGUACUUUCGUAAGACUCUUCCACAGUACAAUAGAGAACUUCUUACACUGAGAAGACAGUGCUGCUACAAUAACCAGUUUAUUGUGGGCAGUUACCUGGUGGCAUGAUGAAUAUGAUGUGCUCUUUCCAUCCUUUGGGGAAACCUUAAAUAGCAUGGGGACUUAAUUUUUAGUUCUGAUUCAAGGGUUAAGAACCACUAUGUCAUUGUAAAUGUAUGUCUUAUUAUAUACCUACAAUCAAGAGCCCACAGUCUUUUCAGUCUGAGCUGGUGUGGCAAAGUGUACUGUAGUGGUUAUGGUGCUUAGUGUAUCCCUCUAAGAGGAGCCAUAACAUUUUGUGUUGAUGUUUUACAGUGCAUUUAUCCUAGUUGACUUUAUUGAUGAAUAUGCUUUUGUUAAAUAGCAUUGAGUGUAUACAAACUCAACUUACAUCUGCCAACUAAACCAUGAAGUUUCAUUUUUAUAUUCUUCUGAGGUCAAUAUAAUGAGACAUGUCAAGUUGGAAUAUAUUUAUCUAUGUAUCUGUGCUUUGGGCCCCCUUGCUAUAUAAAAAUACAUUUAAAAAAAAUAUAUACAUAUAUAUUUUUUUUUUUUUCAUGAUUCCGUCUGUUGUGUCAAAUUAGCUGUCUGUAAAUGUAUAGUGUAGAUACAUUAUGUAUAAUAAAUAACAAAGAGCAGUAACUAUUGCUUGGGUUAUGUAUAUUUUCUGCGUUCUAUUAUACACAUAUAAGAAAUGUAACGAAGAUAUUUUUUUGGCUAUGCUUUUUUAAGGCUGGAUGUUCAGACGGGUGCAUACGAUUACAUACGACGAGCGUGCAGUUUCCAGUUAUGCAGUGGAAUGAGAGCACCAAUGGACAGUCGGUUACAGCUCUACGUUGGUCACUGACACGACCAAAUGUUUUCUUUGUUUUGGAUGCUACAGGCUGCAUUUACAUUUGGGAUUUGUUACAGAAUGAUUUGCAACCAAUAGCCAAAGAAUCCACGUUGUCUGAUCAGUAAGUAUAGAGAUGAUUAUUGUCUGAAUAUUCUCAAAAUUCUUUGUCAUCGGUUGCCUGUAUAUGUCAUGAAAAGGCAACCACUAAACCAAAAAUUGUAUUUUAAAUGGAUUACUGACAAAAUCAUUAUAACCAGGGCUUUGUAAACCAGUGUUUAUUUUUAUCUUUACACGGCUUAAUUGAUCAACUGAUGUCACAGCUACUUUAAGAGCAGCCUGGUAGUAACCUUUAAACCUUUCUAAUUGCAGAGUUUGAUCAGGGGCCAAUAGAAUUCUGCCAGAUAGCAUGAUUUCCCUCUGUACACAUUACAUGUGUGUUUGUGCCUCUUUCUUGCUGUCUGUGGGUUACAGAUAGGAAAAACUUUCUGUACUUCUCUCUGGAAUGGAAUGAAGAGACACUCAAUUUGACAGCUGUGAAUGUGUCUUGUAAAUGGCAGUCUCCCACAUCUGUAAAAAGAAUCUCAGUACAAUCCAUUAAUACUUUGGUUUUAUAGAUUUAUUGUCUAAAAAUGACUUGCAUGAUAGCUCCCUGUCAACCCAUUGUUAUAAACUUUGCACCUCGCAGUCAGCUUUUAGAAAGCAAACAGUAGAACAAAUUGCAUCUCGUGGGACAAAAAACAGGUUUUCACAAAUUGUAGGUGAUUUUCAAUGUUUUUGUUAAUGGUAAAAAUUGAAGACGUUAAAUUUUGGAAGGUCUUCCCAUCCUGCAUCGUCACCCACAGUGUGGCCAUGCCGAAUACUGCUCAUACUUCUCUUUGAGAAGCACUGGAUUCAGGCCUUCUCUAUGAAAAGCACCAGAUUGUUGCUAUUGCAAGCAUGCACCAUGGGUCUGCAAUACUCACUGUGCUUGCAUCGGGCUGCAGAGAACAGACUGUUUUGGUGCUGCAUAAUUGUUGUUUUUAUUUUAAUUUUUUUCAGGGGGUGGGCAGUAAUCUUCACUUAAAAACAAGUCUGCUAUUGUUAAAAUUAAAAAUAUUUAUUUGUAGCAUAAGAAUGUUCCUUUAAACAUUGCACAAAUUAAGUGUGUAUUCAGAUUGUGGAAAAGCAGAUCUUAUAAUGUAUUUUUUUUUUUGUUUUCCUUCCCAAUCCUGCAGAGUUCUAAGCAUGGCCAUUUUUGGUGAACCAGAAAAGGAUAAUGGUCUGAUGGGUCUAGCACUGGCAAGAUCCUCUGGGAAAGUGGAAAUCCAGUAUAUCAAGAAGAAAUGGGCAAAACCCCAGCCUAAGGAUAAGGACCGAUUCUCUCUGUUGUUACUUUAG
Pelobates cultripes (western spadefoot toad) is the source of this 3168-nucleotide messenger RNA. NCBI's taxonomy places the organism in Eukaryota, Metazoa, Chordata, Amphibia, Anura, Pelobatidae. The record is from the annotation of a GenBank genome assembly.